Ylistrum balloti is the source of this 2010-nucleotide messenger RNA. RefSeq names its product T-box transcription factor TBX2-B-like. Gene Ontology annotation, molecular function: DNA-binding transcription factor activity, RNA polymerase II-specific; RNA polymerase II cis-regulatory region sequence-specific DNA binding. Gene Ontology annotation, cellular component: nucleus. The transcript has 6 exons. The record is from RefSeq and is a predicted model, not a curated record. NCBI's taxonomy places the organism in Eukaryota, Metazoa, Mollusca, Bivalvia, Pectinida, Pectinidae. Bases 1 to 2010 code for a protein of 669 amino acids. Gene Ontology annotation, biological process: cell fate specification; regulation of transcription by RNA polymerase II; positive regulation of DNA-templated transcription.
AUGAUUUAUACAGGAGGUGCCCCGGAGAGCAACAUGGCUUAUAAUCCGUUUUUUCUCCAAAGACCUACUGACUACAGUUCUCUGUUGGCACAGCAACAUUAUCUGUCAAACAUCGCCCUACACUCUCCAAACUAUGCAGCAUCCCUGCUGCCAAAGCUUCAACAAAGUAUGGGGCGCGGUCCGCUCACCCCCGGGGAUAUAUUCCACCCUCUCCAUCCCCGUCAGCUCCGAAGUCUGGAGCCACCGGAGACGGAUGUCCAAGACGACCCCAAGGUGGAACUGGAAGGCAAAGAUCUUUGGGAACAGUUCCAUAAUAUUGGCACCGAGAUGGUCAUCACAAAGUCCGGCAGACGGAUGUUUCCUCCAUUUAAGGCCCGGGUGUCCGGUCUAGACAAGAGAGCCAAAUACAUUUUAUUGAUGGACAUUGUUCCUGUGGACGAUUGUCGCUACAAGUUUCAUAACUCACGCUGGAUGGUGGCCGGCAAAGCGGAUCCGGAAAUGCCAAAACGGAUGUACAUCCAUCCCGACUCUCCCAACACGGGUGAACAAUGGAUGCAGAAAGUCGUCUCCUUCCACAAACUCAAACUCAGCAACAACAUUUCAGACAAACAUGGGUUUACAAUACUUAAUUCCAUGCAUAAGUACCAGCCUCGUUUCCACUUGGUGCGCGCCAACGACAUCCUCAAAUUGCCAUACUCAACAUUCCAGACCUUUGUUUUCAAGGAGACCGAGUUUAUUGCAGUAACUGCAUAUCAAAACGAAAAGAUAACACAGUUGAAGAUAAACCAUAAUCCAUUUGCCAAAGGAUUUAGAGAUACCGGUGGCGGCAAGCGGGAAAAGAAGAAGCAAGGAGGUGGUCCUUCGCUCUCCCAAUCGUCACAGCAGCAUUCGAUUUCACCGGACAAAGGUCGAGCUGACGAUCUCCAUAGUGAUGACGAUGACAACGAGGAGGCAGAGAUCUGUGUUGAUGAAACUGAUGACAUCACACCUGAUGUCAGCUCUGCUAUGGAACUCAAAGACAUUAUGGAAACAGAAAAAGAACGUCUUGCAUUGAAGACAUCCUCUCCUAUUAGUCACCAUUCCAGUGAUAAUGAAGAGCGAUCACCCCACCCCGCUCCCCGGGAUGAAGUGUUUCGGCCGGACAUAUCUUCUAGUCUAUCCCCGGUAUCAUCUAAUCCUAAUCACAGCCAUUCCGAUGUGUUAAAUAGUACUAUUAGAAGUAGUGUUGACGGCGGCGACAGCAGCGACGAUUCAAUUCGGGACGACCGCCGCUUGUCGCCCAAAUCUUCCCCCAUAUCACAUAAAUCAGAGUCGGAUACGUUACCUAAAACUCCUAAUAGACCACCGAACGUCACAGUUGUUCAACCCUCAGCAACUCACGCAAUGUUUCCAUUUAUGUAUCCUUCUGCAGGACUUUUUUCAUCAUCAUCGUCGUUACCGUUCCCAUUGGGGCAUAUGUUUUUCAACUCCAAUGGUUCAUCACUUCCGUUCGCAACUCAGUUACCGUUCUUCUCCUCAGGACAGACCGACAUGAACAACCUCCCCGCUAACCACCCAUUGUCUCUAUCACUCAAUGGUCUUACGCCACCUCGUGGUGCUCACAAUCUACUUCAACCCGCGUUUUCAACCGGAAGUUCAUCACUACAAGGAAAUGGAAGCCUAUCGCCCUCUGACGGCCCUAGCCUCGGGCCAAUUUUCCCUUCUCGUUCUAAUCCUCGUUUCACACCAUACUCACUACCGUCCACAAAGACUACCAUGGCUACGUCGACAUCACCGAUAUCGGCCACCGGACAUCCGCUCCGGGAUUCAGCCGUCAGUCCAGGAACUGUCUCUCCGCGCAUGAACGGGAUGUCUAGUGCUACGUCAUCAACAGUGAGAAGUCCUAUCUCUCUGAACAUUCCGUCUGCGUUUGACACGAACAAUCACAGCAAUGAACUCAGGAAUAUGGAGCGCAUGCUCAGUGGGCUAGAAAGACAUCGUCUGUAUGGAAUGGCUUCGUCAGAAAAAUGA